Molecule: messenger RNA, 2169 nt
Organism: Sitophilus oryzae (rice weevil)
Lineage: Eukaryota; Metazoa; Arthropoda; Insecta; Coleoptera; Curculionidae
Product: leucine-rich repeats and immunoglobulin-like domains protein 3
Exons: 3
Coding region: 232-2139 (635 amino acids)
Molecular function (GO): protein binding
Source: RefSeq, a predicted model, not a curated record
AGUAAACAGCGGUUGGUGGAGAUUUUCGCAUUUAUUUCAAAUACAACUCCAUAUUAAUAACAAACAGUUGCAAUGGUGCGCUUUUUAAUCUUCGCUAAUAUCUUUUUAGUCCAAUGGAAGUGUUAAUUAUGUGUUGAUAAAAUAUCGUGCAAGUGCAUUCCUUAUUGUGUAAACCCAGUCGUGAAUUAUUUAAAAUAGUUUAUUCGGAUUUAACCGCCAACUUGGAAAUGGAUGAAAACAGUUAACAAAAAUGAGUUUCUUGAGAGAUUUUAUACAAGUACGAUGAAAAUCUUUGUUAGAAUGCGUUUCCUGUUUGAUCAAGAAAUUUGUAUUCUUCACAUUUGGGUGAUUCUGUACCUGUCCAUCCCCACCAUAUCACUAUAUUGUGACAAAUACUUCACCUACUACGAAGAAUAUGGAGAGAACUUCUUCAAUGUCACCUGCAGCGACAUCAGCAAAAACACCCAACACGUUUUGGAGAACAUCACGAUCAACAACGAAAUUUCAUUGACUAUCAUCGAUUCAUCACUUGAAAACGUCACCCCAGAUCUGUUCAGAAACGUGCGUAACAUCAAGAUACUAAGCAUUUUAAAUUCUCACUUUAGUUUUGAUCGAAAACAGUCAAUUUUUUACGAUCUAGAUUCUUUAGAAACUUUAGAAAUCAUAAACACAAGCUUUAGCAUAGAAAAUUCUACGCUAAACGGCUUGAAAAGUCUUAAAAAUAUCAAAUUCACUAACAACAGUUUAACUGUUAUACCCUCAUCAAGUUUAGAUCAGUUAGAUAACCUAGAAAGGCUAGAAAUAUCAGAAAACUUGUUAACAGAUGUUAAAAAUAUUCCUCUGUGUGGAUUAAGAAAACUUAAACUUUUAAAUUUAUCAAGUAACUUACUAACUAAUUUAGAUCAUUUUUAUUUUGACUGUCAUACCUAUAAGAAGAGGGUUGAUGUAAAUAUGGCUGAUGUUCCUUCUUUACAGUCUGACAUCUUUGAUUCAACUUUCUAUAACAUCACUACUGGAUCUCACGAUGUCACGGACUUAGAUUUAAGUAAAAACCAAAUAAAAUCUUUAGGUAUAUCUCUGAGUAAUCUCGAUAAAUUAAGGUUUUUAAAUUUAGGUUAUAAUAGUUUAGUUAAGGUAACUAAUGUACAGUUUCAAACACUAGUUAGUUUAGGGAAGCUCAGGUUAAAUAACAACAAACUUCAACAUUUGAAUAGCAAAAUAUUCGAUAAUAAACCUCGCUUAGUGUUUGUAGAUUUAUCUCAUAAUUAUUUGAACGAGAUUACUGUAUUUAAUGUUUCCAACCUUCAGUAUUUAUAUAUAGAACAUAAUAAUUUAGUCAGUGUUUCUUUUAAGAGUUUACCUAGUUUGAAAUAUGUCAGCUUAGAACAGAACGAUUUGGCUGAACUGACACCAGACGAAUUCCAGGAUUUGCCUAAGUUAUCCAGAAUGAAUUUGUCCGGAAACAAAAUAACUCUAACCAAAGGACUUUUUAAAAAUAUCCCAUCAUUAACAUUUUUGGAUUUAAGUAACAACUCUAUAACUAACAUCACAGAAAACGUGUUCAUGGGACUCAAAAAUCUGGAAAGUUUGGAUCUAUCCAACAACCAACUAUCUCAUUUAAGUGGAAACCCAUUCGUGGACAUAGAAAACCUGGAAUAUUUAAACGUGUCUUUUAAUUUAAUUGAAUCAUUAUCUUAUUUAUCUUUAGAGCCAUUGAGCAACCUUAAAACAUUAGACAUAGCCAAUAACAAACUUAAAUUCAUCGAGUAUGAUGUUAUUUUGUCAAAUUUGCCAGGGCUGACUAACAUUAACAUCAAAUAUAACAUUUUAACUUGUGAUAACUUGAAAAAAUUGAUAGUGUUUUUAAAGAAAAGGAAUAUAAGCUACACACAUAACGAGUACAUAAAUUUGGAAAAUAUAAAUCAAAAUAUUGCUGGAAUUCCGUGUCAGUCAGCGAACAGAAGUUUGUUAGUAGCUGUCAGUAGUAAAAAUAACGGUAGGAUAGCUCUGUUCGUGAUAGGAGUUUGUCUAGUUAUAGUUUUAGUGUCUGUUAUAGCUGGUAUUAUGUCGUACAAGUUUUAUAUUUAUUUGAAAAGGAGAAAAUACAGAGCUGACGAGUUCGAAUUGGUGGAUGAAUGAAUUUUUGUUAGAAAUAAAUUAUUAUUGCAU